AUGACGAUGCGAGGCAAUGGUCCUCUCGUGAUCUUGCGAUCGCUGAUGGUCGCUGUCGCCGCCGCUACGACGGUACCGGGGACCUGGAUAAACCUGGGUCUGCGACACUUGCCUGAACUGGAACCGGCGCAGACGAUGGAGCCGUUUGACGCGAGUGCUUCCACGAUCUGCGUCGGUUUGAAGGGCCUGUCUCAGGGCCAAGGGAAGCUCUGCCAGCUGUCCGUGGACCACAUGUUCAGCGUGGCGAAGGGCGCGAAGUACGGCGUUAUGGAGUGCCAGCAUCAGUUCAAGGACAGAAGAUGGAACUGCUCCACCGUCCAGGACGAGUCCGUGUUCGGUCCGAUACUUAGAAUAGCGAGCAGGGAAACCGCGUUCGUUCACGCGAUCACCGCCGCCGGAGUGGUCUACUCCAUCAGCCGUUCCUGUCGGGAUGGCCACCUGUCGUCGUGCGGCUGUUCCAGGAGUAACAGGCCCAAGGAUCUAAAACGCGAUUGGAUCUGGGGCGGAUGCGGGGAUAAUCUCGAAUACGGCUACAAAUUCACGCAGGCGUUCGUCGAUGUGCGGGAACGAGAGCGCAGUUUCAAGAGAGGCAGCCGAGAGCAGGGCAGGAGCCUGAUGAAUCUGCACAACAACGAGGCCGGUCGCAGGGCCGUCGUCAAAAGGUCCAAGGUGACGUGCAAAUGUCACGGCGUUUCCGGAAGCUGUAGCCUGAUCACCUGCUGGCAGCAACUCGCAUCAUUUCGCGAGAUCGGUGAUUUUCUUUUGGACAAAUACGACGGUGCGACCGAAGUCAAAGUCAAUCGGCGCGGUCGUUUAUCGAUGCGCGAUCCUAGGUUCUCCGUUCCCACUGCGAACGACUUGGUCUACCUGGACGACUCGCCAAACUACUGCCUUCCAAAUGAUACCCUGGGAUCACUAGGUACACAGGGCAGAUUAUGCAAUAGGACUUCGUCCGGCAUGGACGGCUGCAAUCUCCUUUGCUGCGGCAGGGGAUACAAUACGCAAAAGUCCACCAUCAGAGAAAGGUGCGAAUGCAAGUUUCACUGGUGUUGCUUCGUCGAAUGCAAGACCUGCGUAAAGAAUAUCGAUAUACACACUUGCAAAUAGCGCGCUAAUAUUUAUUUUUUUCUUUUCCACGACUCUUUUUUAAACUUGUCCUCACAUUGUCGAAGGUAUACAGUACCGUUGACAGUACAACAAUUCUAACGGCGGCAUUAUUGUUUCACAGUAAAUAAUUUGGAAUUUUUUUCUAAUUUAAAAUUUAU
Cyphomyrmex costatus is the source of this 1265-nucleotide messenger RNA. RefSeq names its product protein Wnt-5b. NCBI's taxonomy places the organism in Eukaryota, Metazoa, Arthropoda, Insecta, Hymenoptera, Formicidae. Bases 1 to 1107 code for a protein of 368 amino acids. Gene Ontology annotation, biological process: neuron differentiation; canonical Wnt signaling pathway; multicellular organism development. Gene Ontology annotation, molecular function: frizzled binding; cytokine activity. The record is from RefSeq and is a predicted model, not a curated record. Gene Ontology annotation, cellular component: extracellular region. The transcript has 7 exons.